Molecule: messenger RNA, 1552 nt
Organism: Anopheles cruzii
Lineage: Eukaryota; Metazoa; Arthropoda; Insecta; Diptera; Culicidae
Product: zinc transporter ZIP1-like
Exons: 2
Coding region: 1-1329 (442 amino acids)
Biological process (GO): zinc ion transmembrane transport
Cellular component (GO): plasma membrane
Molecular function (GO): zinc ion transmembrane transporter activity
Source: RefSeq, a predicted model, not a curated record
AUGCAGAUUCUUCAACCAGCACCGACGCUGGCCACCCUCCUGGUGGAGGGAGCGGUGAACGCGACACUCGGGCUGGUGGGGCGCCACGAGGAAGGGGAGGACGACGAUGAGGACGACUCGCCGACGGUGGCCAAAGCGGUCACGAUGGUGGUCCUGUUCAGUGCCAGCAUGCUGUGCGGGCUGUUGCCCUUCCAGCUGGUCCGCUGGUUCAAGAUCAACCCGGAGGCCCCGUCGGGCAAUCAUCUGUUCUUUAUCCGCCUGCUCCUGUCGUUCGGUGGUGGGGCCCUGCUCAGCACCACGUUCCUGCACCUUCUGCCCGAGAUUAACCACUCGAUCUCGCUCCUGGUCGAGAGCGGUGCGUUGCCGCCUCCGGAAGAUCUGCCCUUUCCGCUCGGUGAGUUCCUGCUCACCGGCGGCUUCUUCGUGAUUUACCUCAUCGAGGAGAUCGUGCACUGGUGGAUGCACCGACGAUCGGCGAAAGCACGGGCAGCGGUCCGAGCCGGCCCCGCCACCAUCCAGAAAGAGCCGCUGGACAGCUCGGGGAUAGUGGCCGAAUCGAAGCACUCCCAUUCCCAUCAUGCCAGCAACCACUCGCACCUGCCGAUCGGGAACGUCAGCUACCCGGUGACCGACGUCGACGGAAGGCAGGUCGUGCCGGACCUGAACGGGGACGUCGUGGUGAGCGAUAAGCCGGAACCGGAGCCCAGUUCGUCCAGUACCAUGCGAGGGCUGCUGAUCGUGCUCGCCCUCUCGAUCCACGAACUGUUCGAGGGUUUGGCGGUGGGCCUGGAACGCUCGCCGUCGGCCGUGUGGCUUCUGUUCGGGGCCGUCGCAGCCCACAAGUUCGUCAUCGCGUUCUGCGUCGCAUUCGAGCUGCUGGUGGCCGCGGUCCGGUUCCGGGUGGCCGUGGCGUACAUCUUCGUCUACUCGGUCGUCAGCCCGCUCGGGAUCGGCAUCGGUAUAGCGCUCAGCUCCGUAAGCGAUGACGCGAACGACACGAUCGAGGUCGUCUCCGUUGUCCUGCAGGGGAUGGCCAGCGGGACGCUGGUGUACGUGAUCUUCUUCGAAAUUCUCGCCAAAGACUCGGGCCACAGCCACGGUGGCGGCGGCGGUGCUCCGGGUGGUGGUGGUGGUGCGGCUAAUGGAGCGCACGAGUCCGACGGUGGCCACAGCCACGAUCUGCCCGCGACCAGCGGCCUGUGGCAGUUCUUUGCCGUGCUGGUCGGGUUCGCGUUGCUACUGGGCAUUCAGAUUGCAACGGAACACGAACAUAGCCACAGCCAUGGAGGAUCGGACGACCAUGACCACGAUCACGAGCAUCAUCACUAAGCGGGAAGCGUGCCGGACCGAACUUAAUUAGUAAAUUCGAGAUGACAAGGAACGUGCCACCUCCAUGUCACACAUUCCACAGCGCGAGUCACGUGAGGCAGCAAUAGGAGCUGUUAGUGACGCGAGAGUGCCCCGCGUGUCCCGCGGGGGAAAGCAAAUGUGAUACAUUCUGUAAAGUGAGUAAUACGUAUUGAAAACCUGUCCGUAAUCUAAACGAUAACCA